AUGAGUAAUUCCUAAUUAUAUAAACCAAAUGAUCUAAUUGAAUUUGAAAAUCACAAGCGUUAUUCAUCAGUGGGAAAGAUGCUAGAUUCGAUGAAACAGACUGCACCUGCUUAUGGUUUUGGAACAUCCACUAGAUAUUAAGCAUAAUCCAUUUACCGAGAUAAAAAAUUGCUUCAUAAAGGAAAAAGCAGUCCAGGACCCUGUUAUAAUUCUUCCAAUUAUAUUAAAGAGUUAUUAGCUAGAAAUACAACUGUCAAAAUAGGAACCGCUAAAAGAAAUAAUCUUAAUUAGACAUAGUAUGAUUAUUAUACAAGGCAAGAUAGCGAUUUCGAACCUCAUAAAGCUAAUGACUUUCGGAAGAUGAAUUCAACUAUUGUAAAGAUAGGUCUUGCCUAACGUUUCAAAACUGAUUAUAAAAACUAAGUUCCUGGUCCUGAUCAAUAUGAUAAUCUGAUUAAAAAAACUGGACCUCAAUAUUCAGUAGUUCCAAAAAGACCUAUUUCUAAGUCAUUCUAAGGUUCGACACCUGAUUUAAUUGGUCCCGGAGCUUAUGACGUAAACAAAUCAUUGGAUAUAACUCAUGAGAGCUAUCCUAGUAUUGGAUUCACAAAAGGGGAAAAGAUGAAAGGUAUCAAGAGUGUUGAAAGAAAUUAAACUUAUUACACUAAGGGAUCGAUUGGAGUACAAAUCAAAUCUAAUUGUGUUACUAAGCCGUGUUUUACUAUUGGGAAAGAAAGUAGAGACAUUAAACCAGGCAUUUUCAAAAGAGAUAUGGAUGGAGUUUCUACAAAAAUAAAAAUAUCAAUGCCUAAAUUUUGAGUACUCUUUAAUUUAGAUCAAUUUUAAUAUUAAUAUUCAUAUAA
This is a messenger RNA of Paramecium tetraurelia, 863 nucleotides long. RefSeq lists its product as uncharacterized. The record is from RefSeq and is a predicted model, not a curated record. The transcript has 4 exons. NCBI's taxonomy places the organism in Eukaryota, Ciliophora, Oligohymenophorea, Peniculida, Parameciidae.